Messenger RNA from Schistocerca gregaria, 2261 nucleotides. RefSeq names its product cytoplasmic dynein 2 intermediate chain 2-like. Gene Ontology annotation, molecular function: dynein heavy chain binding; dynein light chain binding. Lineage: Eukaryota; Metazoa; Arthropoda; Insecta; Orthoptera; Acrididae. Bases 296 to 1714 code for a protein of 472 amino acids. Gene Ontology annotation, cellular component: cytoplasmic dynein complex; ciliary plasm. The record is from RefSeq and is a predicted model, not a curated record. The transcript has 10 exons. Gene Ontology annotation, biological process: intraciliary transport.
UCCUCGAUAAAAACGUGUGUUUAUUAAUGUAUCUAAAGUGAUUCUUAGAGUAACAGGUUAUUAAUACUAAUAUGGAAACGUGUAGCGUAUACAGCUAAAAUAAUAACAUUAGCGCUGAUGCAGGUACAGUACAGUGACAUAUAUUUAUGUGGUCAAUAUUCCGUUGCUUUGGUAGCACUGAAUCCAAGUUGCGACAAGUUGUGUUGCUAAGGUAACCGAAAGUAAAUAAACAAGGGUAGAGUAUAAAGUACGGGAGGUGUGUUGACAAAGCGGAAUCUAAAACUAAUAACUUGUUAUGUUCAGCGAACAUUCUUCCGAAUCUGUAGGUUUCUCGUCUGCUUGGAAAUCAGAAAGGGCUGUCUGUGAUGGAGAGACCCAAACAAAUGAUUGUCAGAGUGUUGACAAGGAGGCCCAAGCGAUGACUUCGAGACAUGCGGAGAUUCAGACAGAGGAGAAAGAGCAGACUUCCUGUGCUCCUCAAGUGGACUACUCUAGACUUGCUUCAUUUUUAAACAGGGUUUGCCCUGCAGUCGUAACAGAACUCGAAAAGAAUAACAGAAGCCGUGCAUUUGAUGAUUUAUGCUAUGCAAACAAUUAUGAAGAUGACAUAACUCAAGCACAAAAGUUGUACACUCUACAGCCAUCCAGUGCAGCAUGUGAUGUAGAGGUAAAAGUCACAGGAGUGUCAUGGAACUGCAAUGGUAGUAUCUUAGCUGUGGCAUCCAGUGCUGUGAAGCAUGAGGCAUGGUGUGACCACAGGGGAUCAGUCUCCCUGUACAGUGUCAGUAGAAAGAAUUUCGACCCUACAGCUGCUCCACAGAAAACAUUGGAAACAACUUCUUGCACAACGGCCCUCGCAUAUCAUCCAUAUGUGCCAUCUGUACUAGCUGCUGGAACAUUCAGUGGUCAUGUUAUUGUAUGGAAGGAAGGUGGUGAAAUUGAGAUGAGCUCAUGUUUACAUAAGGAUAUGGUCAGUCAAGUGCUAUGGCUUUCAGAGCAUAUGAAGUCUCAGCCAUUACUAAUAUCAUCAGGCAGAGAUGGUCGCCUACUAUCUUGGCAUGUCUCUACCACUGGAAGUAACUUACAGCUGGCUGUUGGGUUUAUGAUUACAAUGGAUCAUGGAAUUCAACGAGUUCAUUCACCUCUAGGAUCACAUGGUGUAGGCAAGGAGUUGGGCAUCAUGUGCUUCAGCUUCUUUAAGCAGGAUUCGUCGUCAUUUGUGGUUGGAGUGGAGGGGGGAGGAGUUCUUCGCUGUUCCACACUUACUUCAAAACCCUCAACUGUAUCUGAUCCUGAUAUUCCACUGACAGAUCCAGUACUUAGUUCAUUUCAGCAUCACAUUGGUGCUGUAACAUGUGUUAUGUGUUCACCUCAUGAUCGUGAUCUGUUUGUAUCAUGUGGGACUGAUGAGAUGCUCCACAUUUACAGCUAUUUGCAGAAUGCUCCAAUGCAGUGUGUACAUACUAGAGGCAUUGGAGUGUCGUUGACUUGGUGGCCUACUGAAGACAAUUUGAUUGCAGUUUGGGGAACUUCACUUGAAAUCAUCAAUGUGCUCAACUGCGAUAAAAUAGCUGCUCCAAAGCUAAAUGGGUUGUAUCCCAUCUCUUGUGUCAGCUCUCAUCCCCAAAGUACUUACAUGGUUGCCAUUGGAAAUGUUAGAGGAUCCGCAACAGUAUGGAGAGUUCCUUUGAAAAUGGAACUUGGGAAUCAGUAGAGGAACAAGAAAUGAGAAAUCUAAUUUAAUAUUAUAAGAACAGUGUAUUUUUAAUAAACAGUAUUAUUUGCUGAAUAUUAUGCAGAUGAUAUAAACACAAAUCUCCUUGGAAUGAGAGAGAGAAUGUUCGUGUGUGUGUGUGUGUGUGUGUGUGUGUGUGUGUGUGUGUGUGUGUGAGAGAGAGAGAGAGAGAGAGAGAGAGAGAGAGAGAGAGAGAGAGAGUAAUGUUUGCAUGGAAAGUGAGAAUGAAGAUGAUAGAGAACUGAAAAAGGCGUAAGAUGAAGUUCCACAUGAGAUAAGGCAGCCAAGGCUGUACACAAAAGAGCAGCAGUUAAUGUUAUUGAUUCUUCAGUAAACUCUUCAAAUGAGGAAAUAUGACAAAGAACAUAUAAAUAAAAAUUAGUUUUAUAUAGAAACUACUUCUGAAUCCAGUGGUCAAGUGUUGUGUAGCAUCUGUUGACGAUGCAAAUUGUUAUCCAUUUUAAUAGACUCAAACAGCUUCAUGUACCGUAAAUCACUAAAUAAACAUGUACCUUGCAGAGCAGUA